UACCGACCCGUUUAGUUUCGUAGUUCGUAUUAUGUCCACACUUAAGUCCUAAAGUCGCGCUUUGAAAGAAAGGAGUAGUGAACAGCUUUAAAUAUACGAUUAAAUAAUAGUAACAAGAUUCAGUUUAAAAAAACAUUACAUUUAUAUUUUAUAUAAAAUAUAUUAGUUGAUAAUAUUUAUACAAACAUAAAUGAAAAACUCUAAAUAGUUUGAAAGUUUCUAAUUUGUGUUAAAAAACUGUUCUUUUUUGGUUAAAAAAUUAUUAAUGGCGAAUUAAAAAAAAAAAAAUUGUAUCGGCAGAUAAUUGGGAAUAUUUCGAUGCGUGCGCAUCAUUGAGGUUAUGUGAGACUCGUGACGUUUGCACAGUAUUCGUACGCGUUCUUUACUAUUUAAUUAUCGCUUUAUUUGGUGUAGUUUGACAUCAUAAUGAAUUUUAUUUUCUAAUUGAAUGAUCCUUAAAAAGUUAGUGUCAAUAAUCAAUUAGAAAAUCGAUAGAUUUAAUAAAAUUUUUAUUUUUUUUUGCCAAUUCACGAGAAGAAUAUUUGCACGAAAGGAUCAUCCAUUAUCUCUAAACGAAUUUUGCUCAACACAUUUUGACAAAUAAAUUGACUGCGUACUUGUAGAACGGAUGACAAGAUAAUUGUACUUGAUUCAUCAUGUCUAUUCGUCGGAGAACUGAUCCUUUUAUAGUUCAACGUAUAUGGGAUGCCAUCAAAAUAACAGUGCAUCAAAGAAGUUUACCCAGCAAUGAACGCAUGGUACGACACUUGUCACGUGUUUAUGGAAUUACUGAACAACAAGCUCAAGAAGAAUUGAACAAAGCUGUCGAAGAUAAACUUGUUAUCUUAAAAAAAGUUCCAUCGAAGACAGGAAUAGAACAAGAAAGUUACAGAUUACCAAUAGAACCACCAGAAAAAACUGAUCACGAUUGGUAUUGCUAUAAAUGUCAAAAAGCUGGCUUGGUAGAAUGCUGCCAAAAAUGUUAUAGAGUAUAUCAUUCAAAUUGUCAUGUGCCUACAAAUCCAAAAGUAAAAAUGUGCGAUUUUUGUGAGAAAUUAGAAACUGACACAUAUUCAGACAAAUCUGAUCUCAAUCAUAUACUUACUUUCACGUGUGGUCAUUUAAAAGCAAAGUUACCACUAGAAAUAACAAAUCGUACUAUAGUGUUUAAUAACGAUCUCAUUGAUAUGCCAACAAGUAACUUUUCUGGACCUACUUGGAUAAGUGAAGGUGAAGAUGCAUGGCGUCCUGGUUUUCUUAUCAAAAAUCAUAUGGAUUUGGCUAUUAUGGAUUCUAAAAUAAACAAAAAAGAGUACAAAAAUUUAACAGAGUUUCAAGCAGAUGCACACAAUAUUCUUCAUAAUAUUCUGUUAUAUCAUGGAGCUCACAGUAUAAUUGGAGAAAUGGGCAACACAAUGUAUCAAGAUUGCUGUUACGAUCUUCAAGAAAUUCGUCGGUGUGCAGACUGUUACCGAAUAUCAAAUGAGAAAUCGGAGAAAAUGUGGUUCUGUAUACCAUGCAACCCACCGCAUGAACUUGUUUAUGCUAAACAAAAAGGAUAUCCUUACUGGCCAGCUAAAGUUAUGCAAAUUAAUGGCAAUGUCUACGAUGUUCGAUUCUUUGGAGGACAUCACAUGCGGGCUAACAUAGAGAAAGUUUUUAUUCGGCCAAUUAGUGUCAGCUUACUAUCUUUACAGAUAAAGAGAUCGACAGCGUGGAACAGAGCAUUCGAAGAAUUGAAACAUCAUCAACACUUACUACAAAUGUCCGGGAAGGUUGUAGAAGAAAUAGAUAUGAGUGACUAUGAAGGACCCAAAGCUGCUAAAAUUGGACGCACAGACACAGGAAGUUUGAAAGAAACUUCUCUCAAAAGUAAUCUAUCUAAACCGAUUAUAAAAGAUUUAAGAGUUAAAGUUGAACGUCUAAGUACUGAUGGUCAUGCAGACUUAAUGGCGUCUCGAGAGACAACGGGAAAUAAAUCUCCAAAAAGUAAAGCUGGAAGCGAAGAAAGAACGGUACCACGUUUAGCAGUGGCAGAGGAUGAACCCACAAGAGAAAUAUCCAGUACGUGUCCACAAGGUUUAAAAAAGGAAGGAUCCCAAGAAGAUAUGGUAACAUCUAGUUCUCAAGAACCAAGAUCCAAAUGUGUUCUCGUGCAAACGGAACAAAUUCAAACAGAAGUUAUACCAGCGAAGAUUAAAAGGGAACGUAGGACAUCCGAACAACCUAUAACAACAGCAUUAGAAAAACUACGAAGAGAAUUGGAACUCGAUAAAUGCAGAGAGAUGGAGAGACUUCAAGCAGAACACGCUAAAGAGUUGAGACAACUAACUGAUAGACAUCAACAGAUUAUAUCCGAAAUUAAAAAGAAACAAUGGUGUUAUAAUUGUGAAGCAGAAGCAAUAUAUCAUUGCUGUUGGAAUACAGCUUAUUGUAGUACAGAUUGUCAACAAGUUCAUUGGCAACGUGAACACAAAAGAGUUUGUCGGCGUAAACGCUAAUUAAUUAUAAGAAACGCAUCAAUAUCAGGUUAUUACAUCGGAUUUGUUUACAUCACACUGUAGAUGUCGCUGAUGUUCUUUGAGUAUUUAAACAAAAAACGUAAGAAAGCGGGAAAGACAGAUAACUCUUAAAUGAUAAUAGAAUAUUGUUUAAAGAAGAAUCAAUAAUAUUUAUAAAUAA
Messenger RNA from Polistes dominula (European paper wasp), 2682 nucleotides. Its product is annotated as zinc finger MYND domain-containing protein 11. Lineage: Eukaryota; Metazoa; Arthropoda; Insecta; Hymenoptera; Vespidae. The record is from RefSeq and is a predicted model, not a curated record. Gene Ontology annotation, molecular function: DNA binding; transcription corepressor activity. Gene Ontology annotation, biological process: regulation of transcription elongation by RNA polymerase II; regulation of signal transduction. Gene Ontology annotation, cellular component: nucleus.